AUGGGAGAAGUGAUUCCGGUGACGAUGAAGAAAGAAGGCGGAAGUUCCUCGUCCAUUAAGUGUCCGAUGCUCACCUCGAGCAACUACACGGUAUGGGCUAUGAGAAUGAAGAUAACGUUGAAGGUACACAAAGUUUGGGAAGUGAUUGAGACAGAAUCUGUAAAUGGCGAUAAAAAUGACUUGGCUACGGCCUUGUUGUUCCAAUCUAUCCCAGAAGCUCUUAUACUUCAAGUAGGAGAUCUUGAUACAGCCUAUAAAGUGUGGGAUGCGAUUAAACUGAGACAUAUGGGAGCAGAAAGAGUAAGAGAGGCACGACUGCAAACGUUAAUGGCUGAGUUUGAUCAGUUGCAAAUGAAAGACUCCGAGAAGAUUGAUGACUUUGCUGGAAAACUCUCUGAGAUUUCAUCAAAAUCUACGGCGCUAGGAGUCAAUAUUGAAGAACCAAAACUCGUCCGAAAGUUCCUUAAGUGUCUCCCAAGAAAGAAGUACAUACAAAUCGUGGCUUCUUUGGAACAAGUGCUAGACCUAAACAAUACAGGUUUUGAAGACAUAAUAGGGCGUUUAAAAGCAUAUGAAGAACGUGUAUCUGAAGAAACAGAAGUAGAAGAAGAAAAAGGAAAACUUAUGUAUGCAAAUAGCGAAAGUCAAAAAUAUCAGUCUAAUCAAAGCGACAAUGGAGGAUCGACUGCCCGGAUCUUCGUCUCAUGCUCCAAGAAACACAAAGUCGAGAAUGAUGAGACGCAGAACGCAGACGAGCUCAUGAUGCACGAGCUGGUUUUCUUGAAUGAGAAGAACGUAGUCCCGGAGAAGUUCGAGACGAAUGCAUGA
Messenger RNA from Brassica napus (rape), 828 nucleotides. RefSeq lists its product as uncharacterized. NCBI's taxonomy places the organism in Eukaryota, Viridiplantae, Streptophyta, Magnoliopsida, Brassicales, Brassicaceae. Bases 1 to 828 code for a protein of 275 amino acids. The record is from RefSeq and is a predicted model, not a curated record. The transcript has 2 exons.